Penicillium manginii is the source of this 846-nucleotide messenger RNA. Its product is annotated as NADPH oxidase family protein. The transcript is spliced from 3 exons. Gene Ontology annotation, biological process: iron ion transport; copper ion import; intracellular iron ion homeostasis. Bases 1 to 846 code for a protein of 281 amino acids. NCBI's taxonomy places the organism in Eukaryota, Fungi, Ascomycota, Eurotiomycetes, Eurotiales, Aspergillaceae. Gene Ontology annotation, molecular function: ferric-chelate reductase activity. The record is from RefSeq and is a predicted model, not a curated record. Gene Ontology annotation, cellular component: plasma membrane.
AUGGCAGGUCAAAUUGCACUACUGAACACCCUUUUCCUGUUCACGCCGAAUAUAAUGCUCUUCGCUGAUAUCCUUGUUACGGCUCUACUCAUGAUGUGCCUACAUGUCAUAAUUGAGGCCCCAAAUGCCACUGGUUCUUUAUCCGGCAAAAUCGAUAAUAGCUUUUGGGCAAUAUUGGCUUUAGCUGUUUUCUUCCUUUAUGCUGCAUGGAUGCAUGUGCCCGCAGAUAGAACCAUUUUGGUGCUAGCCAUUUGCCUCUCUGUCAUUGUGCUCUUCGGUGCCCUCCUAUACCAGACAUGGUCAUUAUUUUACUGGAGUGGUAUCUGGACUGUCCGACGGCAUUGCUUUCUCCAGUGGCCUAGUCAAAAUGAUAUACAGGAGGACUGUAAUAUCUGGCCAGAUAGUGACGCUGUUAUGCUGAGUUUGACACUCCCAAAGAAGAUGAAAAUCGAUGCUGGUCAAUAUGUCAGUCUUUGGGCGCCAACAGUGGGCCUGCUUGCAUUUGCGCAGCUACAUCCUUAUAUGGUCGUCUCUUGGGCGCCCAGCGAGCAGAACACUUUACUGCUAUUCUUGAAGCGAGAGCGAGGGAUAUCUCUCAAGAUCGUCAAGAAAAUUAGGUCUUGUUCCAGGGCUCCUGUGAAGAUUUUCGCUUCGAUAUUGGGGCCGUUUGGUACUGUUGAACCUGUCGAGCAGUAUGACAGUGUACUUAUCAUUGCCACCGGUCAUGGAAUAACGGCGAUAAUGAGCUAUGUCAAAAAAUUGAUGCAAUUACAUGCCCACCCAUCUACGCGGACCAAGCGUGUUCAUUUCAUCUGGCAGGUGAAGGUAGUCGGUAUGAUACCUUAG